This is a messenger RNA of Mobula hypostoma (lesser devil ray), 5346 nucleotides long. Its product is annotated as glutathione hydrolase 1 proenzyme-like. Gene Ontology annotation, molecular function: glutathione gamma-glutamate hydrolase. Gene Ontology annotation, biological process: glutathione catabolic process. The record is from RefSeq and is a predicted model, not a curated record. Gene Ontology annotation, cellular component: plasma membrane. The transcript has 13 exons. Lineage: Eukaryota; Metazoa; Chordata; Chondrichthyes; Myliobatiformes; Myliobatidae. The coding region runs from base 213 to 2042 and encodes 609 amino acids.
UAUCAUGACCAGCAAUCUUUUCAUUUCAAUCCCACUGAAACCUCAACUUUUAUUUUAAAAGCAACAGUUGCAAGGCGAUUGCCAUGGUGAUUUGAGGGAGGAAUUACAAACGAUUGCUGUCAAUUGAGAGAAAGGAGCAACUGUUCAUGUGAAGAGAGGGCCCUGGUCAGAAAAUCUAUGCUGCACAGAACUUACUGAGGAAAUGCAAAAAAAUGGGUGAUGAAAAUCCAUCAGAAAUCGGGGCUCUUAAUGAGAAAAGCUCCAACAUUACCCCACUACAACCCAGAAUUCACAGCCCUGCAACUUUUGACUCCGGGCAUUUUGGAAACAGAAAGAAGAUGGGCUACAUCACUGGGAUCCUCCUGAUUAUCACUGUUAUUAUUAGUGUUGGAGCAAUUAUGCAUCUGACCAGUGGAUGUAAGGCCUGCGAGAUCCAUAAAAACACUGCAGUGGCAUCUGAUGCAGCACGGUGUUCUAGAAUCGGCAGAGACGUCCUGAUGUGGAACGGAUCAGUGGUUGAUGCGACCAUCGCAGCUCUGCUCUGCAUUGGACUGGUGAACGUCCACAGUAUGGGAAUCGGUGGAGGGCUAAUCCUCACAGUCUACAAUGCAUCUACUGGAACUGUUGAAAUUAUCAAUUCAAGAGAAGUGGCUCCCGAGCAAGGCAUUCGCAGCAACCAGGAAGCAGGAGGGCCGUCAAUUGGAGUUCCUGGUGAAAUCCGAGGAUAUGCCCUUGCACAUCAACGGCAUGGCCGGUUGCCAUGGAAACAGUUGUUUGAGCCAUCCAUUAGGCUUGCGAGAAAAGGUUUUCCGGUCGGUAAGAGCCUUGCUGCCGCCCUUGAAGCAAAUAAAAUGCAAAUAGAAGAAAGCGCCUCGCUAUGUGAUGUGUUCUGUAAGAAAAACAGCAACAGAAUUUUGAAUGAAAAUGACCUAAUAUAUUUUCCACAAUUAGCGGAUACACUGCAAACGAUAGCAGAUGAAGGGCCAGACGCUUUUUACGACGGACCUAUUGCUGAGGACAUUGUUCAUUCUGUUAGCCAAUCAGGUGGUCUAAUUUCCCGAAAGGACCUAAAGCAGUACCAGGCGAGAGAGGAGACACCAAUAAAUGUGACGCUGGGUGACUACACCUUGUACGUUCCUGGUGCUCCAUCAGGCGGACCGGUCCUCGCUCUCAUUCUGAAAAUCCUCGAAGGAUACAAAUUUUCCAGAGAGAGUAUAUCAUCUUCAGAAAAGAAAGUCUUAACAUACCAUAGAAUAAUCGAAGCUUUCAAAUUCGCGUUUGCUGAGAGAAGCAAGUUGGAGUAUCCAAGCUCCAGUGACCACAAAGAGGCCAUUGAGAUGAUCUCAAAAGCCAAUGAAAUUCGAGGAAGGAUCAAUGAUGGGAGAACCAGUGAAGGAAUUGAUGACUAUGGGAUAAAAUGCCUUUUACCUGGGCAGAGUGGAACAUCUCAUCUUUCUGUGGUGGCAGAAGAUGGCAGUGCUGUGUCAGUUACCAGCACCAUCAAUGGCUAUUUUGGAUCGUUUGUCCGUUCUAAUGUGACUGGAAUAAUAUUCAAUAACCAGAUGGCCGACUUCUCCUUGCAGAAUGAAGAUGAGAGCAGUCUUCCGCCGUGUUCUCAAAACUACGCUCAACCCGGCAGAAGACCUUUCUCUGCUAUGUCGCCCGCAAUUAUACUCAAUGGAGAUAAAACUGUGAAAAUGGUUGUUGGAGCUUCAGGCAGCUCAAGGAUAAUCACAGCCACUGCUCUGGCCAUAAUAAAUGCACUUUGGUUUGGUGAUGACGCUUGUGAGGCUGUGAACAGACCGAGACUCCAUCACCAACUACUGCCAAACAUUGUUCAAUUUGAGUCUGAGGAACUAGAACAGAACAUAGAAGAGCUCCGUUGGUUUCGAGAGGAAAUGGAGAAUGCAUUAAAGAAGAAAAUGCACCUCACUGGUUUUGCCGACAUGCCUUCAGUGGUGCAGGCUAUUGUAAGAGAAGGGCGCGUUUGGCAUGCCGUUUCAGAUACCGUGCGUAAAGAUGGUUGUCCUGCGGGAUAUUGAAGUGCUCAGAGGCCUUUUCAACUUCUGCACCUCAUUGUGUGAAUUAUCGUAGAAUAUUUUGGUGGAUAUGAAUAGGAUAUUUAUCUGUGAAUUAUUACCACUGUGUGGCUCACUGAAGACCUUAACAUUGUGAAACGAACCAAACCAAACCAUUUUGUUGAAAGCUAGAAAGACCCAUGUUGUGAUGCACCCAGAGGGCUGUAAAUCACAGGACUACAAAGCCAGGGGGUAAUUAGUCUCAACAAAGAUUUUCAGCCAUUCGGAGUCCAGUGUGCUCCAUUCAAGCUUUUCCAAACCAAUCAUUUACAAUGAUGCUCUCAAAUGUUCAGACGUCCUCCCUGCUCCAAUGGGAGCAAGAAGUUGGGAAGUGAACUAUAAACUGCCUUUAACGAAGACCAUGCUAGCAUGAUUCAGGGAAUUCACCAUUGCACAGUGUGAACAUAUCAUAUUUAGAUGAUAUUUAGGGCUCAGGUUAAAGCUUAUCAGGAAGCUGUGUGAAAAUUUAAAUGGUGUCAGUGAAUGAGCUGAAUUCUCUUAAUAUUUCUUCUUGAAUAUCUAUGAGGGUAACAAUGAAGGUUUCAUUGGUCUUACAAUAAGGGUUCCAUUGAGGCUUCCAUAGGUCCAUUGAGGGUUACAGUGAGGGUAACAACGAUGGUCCCAUUGAGGGUAACGAUGGGGUUCCACUGAUCCUUCAGUUGGUCCAAUGAGGGUUUCAUUGGUCUUACAAUGAGGGUUAAAAAGAGGGUUCCAUUGGCCCAUUGAGAGUUACAAUUAGGGUUCGAUUGGUCCUUCCAUUGAGGGUUCCAUUAGUCCUUCCAUUGGUACAUUGUGGGUUAUAAUGAGGAUUCCAAUGGCCCUUCCAUUGGUCUAUUGAGGGUUACAAUGAGGGUUCCAUUAGUCCUUUAACAGAGACCAUGCUAAUGUAGGUUUUCACAAAUAAAAUGGCACGAGACAUUUUAAGUUUAGGAAAGAACCGUAACAAUGCAUGUCUUGAACUCCAAAACCUGAACACAAAGAGCACAAAAAGUCCUUCAUGUAAUUCCCUCAUCACAUCAGACCAGCCUCUAAAGUGAACCCCCAACCCCAUGUCAGUGGUUGUGAAGUCUGUACAUUUCCACCAAUUACAUUAUCCAACACAAAAUACAAAGUGCUGAAUAUAUCAUAUUUAGAUGAGAUUAUUUAGGGCUCAGGAAACCAUGUGGAAUUUAAGUACAAAUAUUAAUGUAUGACCUGAAUUCACCUAAUAUUUCUCCUUGAAUAUCUAUGACUACUUUCAAUGAGGGGUCCAUUGGUCUCCCAUCAGAGUUAGCGAAAGUAACAAGUUGAACCCUCAAAGAGUUUCUAGACUUUUAAUGCCUAGGUCCAUUUCUUCACCACAGGACAAAGUAAUGAACGUCACCAGUCUUUACAUGGCCAGAACAUUCCAUUCUUUAGUUCCCUGAAUCAUUUAAUUGAUGCUCCUUAUUGUCAAAUGAUCAGAUUAAUGAAGCUGCUAUUUUUGAUUCCAAAGGCACAGUUUUGUAAUAAUGAGCAUAAACAUCUGAUCACAAGAACAAUAUUGUCAAUUAAGAUGGGCUGCCUUCAUGAAUAAGCAUUACAGCAAAGUUUACCUGGACCUUUCUAAGAUUGCACAUAAGUUAUUCCUCUCUCUGCUAACACACAGAAGCAGAGAUCAGUCAAGAGUGGCAGAAUGCAACACCAGAUAAGUACAACAGAAAUUUCAGAUCCAUUUGUAUUCUUGCUGUUGAGCAGAAACUAAUUCACUGAACUUCUCAAAGAAUUUCAGAAGCUUUGACAUUCGGGUCCAUUUUAGCUCUAGUGUAAAGAACUGAAAGACCAGGCAGCAAUGAGAGGGUUAAUAUUGCCCUUCAGCUUAGCCACUCUUACGGUGUACCUGUCAGUAUGAAUAUUAACCUUUCUCCUUUGAACAGUUGCCGGAGAACUGUCAUAAGGUAGCAGUUGUCCAUCAUGUCCGACGAUGACAGGAAACCUGUGCGGGAGAGUUUUUAAAGUGGAAAAGCCGCUGCACUGGGGCAGUUCCACUCUCUCGAACUCAGACGUCCAAGUCCAGUAGUACAAACAUGUGUCACAAACUGGGGUCUUCCUUGGCUGCAGUGGAUGACCACAUACCUCAUCAUGCCCUUCACUCUCCACUGAAUGUUGUGGUACCACCUUCCUGGCCAUUGGAUCUCACUGUAGAUCUCAUCUGCCCAGCUGACUUUGGAUGCUAGGACAGGUACGCCCCUAUCUCACCAGGAUAUGAGGCCACCAUCUACCCUCACCUGGUUUAGCCCUCCUGUCGGUCUGCCAGGGUGUGGGCACUGCUGUAUGCAAACAGCUACUUGUCCUUUCUUAGAUAUGAAAAGAAAAGCAUCCAAUGACAUCAUUGGGCCUGAUUUCAACUGAAGCAUGGAAACAAUUGAGAAAUGUGUUUGUCAUUGUCACAUGUACCAGGUAAAAUGGAAAACUUGGUUUUAUCUGCCAUGCGUACAGAUCAUCUUAUCACAUCAGUGUUUUGAGAUAGCAUAAGGGAAAAUAGUGCUGAAAAUGUCCAAAAUAGAAGGUCCAAUACGAUACAUGACUUUUAGGUGUAUUGUGUGACAGAGAAAGCAAGAGAAGAGAACCUUAAGCCUUCCCAAAAUGGUUCUUCAGAUCCUCCCAAACAACGUAUUGCCUCCUGAUGUCCUAUUCUCACUUCAGUUAGGAGACAGAGAAACCAAAUGAAAUGCAGAAGUUAGUCUUCUGGCUUUCAAAGAUGGAAAUAACAUGAUAUUUGCCAAUUGCUCUUGACUUGCACUCCAUAACAUCACCUUUUAAAAUUCUUCUUUUGGCUCCAUAAUAACUUUUUGCUGAACAGACAAAUGUUUACCAAACAACAUGAUGAAAUAACCAAGACCAUAUGACAAAUCCCUUGGCAUGUAAUUUUCCUGCCACUAAACAAGAAAAGUGCUUUUUCCAUCAACAAUGUGCAUGCUCAGAUUUGGUUGAAUCAAAUGUUCUGUUAUUCUGUGCUCAGAUUUCUGCUUGACUGCAGUAGGUGUUGUCUAAUUGCAAAACACAACAUUAAAUUGCACAGAUUGAUAUGUGUUGUAAUUGUGGCACAAUGUACUUUAGGAAGGUGGAUAAUGUCUCUUUGUCUACACAUUAAUUUAUGUGUACUUAGCGAACUAUUUAAUCAAUUUAGAAUUAACUAUUUUACUUAUUCUUAAUCCCACGUUCUUUUUUUUGUGAAAAAAUAUAGUUUCUAACAUAGUGGAAACUAAAGGUAUUUACAAUUUAAAGAAUUUCGAAUAAAAAGUCAAAA